AUGAUGCGAGUAUGCGGGCCAAGGCUGUCCACAGCUAACUUCAUUACCACUUGCACACCUGCAACCUGGUCAUAUCUUGGACCCGGCGUUAUUGAUGCAUACCUAACAGCCGGGUUGUCUGGAUUCUACUUUGCGUCAAUUUCCGAAGUCAGCAAGAUGAACACAGACAUUGCACUUUUCGAAAAGGUACUCGCCGGCAGCACCUUCUCGAACUCGGCAGCUUCCGAGUCAUAUAUGACCUCGCUCUAUUAUGCUCUGAAGUCCGAAAGAGAAUUCUUGUGGGGAAGUGCUGGAGACGCGGCUGUCAACUUCCAAGAUUUGAUGACGGAUGGUUGUCUGUUCACGACCUGCACCAAUCAAUACUCGUCUGAAUCUCUGUCAUUUACAUCGGCAGGAGAUAGCGGACUGUUCUACUACUCAGCUUCGACGCCUUGCUGUGGUCAAUGCACAAUAUAUGCGGAGGGGGUUCAACUCUCAUAUUGGCCUACACCUGCUCCAACGCCGCCAGUGACCAAACUUGUCGAUUCUCAGAACCACACUUUUAUAUCUCCCCUUGUCUACGCCAGCUUUACAGGCGUGUAUGGGUGGAACGAGUGUGGACAAGUCGGCGGAAUGUAUGAUGUGACAGGGACUUAUCUUCCCGAUUAUCUUCGAACAACGAGCAUCAACAGAAAUCUCACGACCAUAGACAGUCAGCAGUGGACAACUAUCGAUUACGCCGACUUUGGUCCGCAGUGUACGUGCACAACCAAUUGCCAGACAGACCCCUCGUUGGGCGUGAUUACCAAUCUUUGUACUCCACAAUUAUCGCUACCUAAUGGCUUCACAUCUUUGCUACCGGCUUGGUCAACGUGCGUAAUGGGUUUCCUUGGCGUUUUUGAUCCACCAGUAGCUCUUACAGUGCAGCCAGGUCUCACAGUCCCAAAGACGACCUCAGCCCCACCAAUUCCUCCGCCUACAACUCCAUCACCUCAACCAGUCCAAACCCCUACUCAACCACAAGGAACACCGACUGCUCAAUCCGAAAUCACCAGCCCGCCUGUUGAAACGAGUUCCACUUCCAACGUGGCGACCAUCAUCGCAACGAGUUCUAUUCCGGUCUCAAAUGCCCCUCCUCCAGUUCACUCAACCUCAAAGCCACCAGUACAAGCACCAAGUAUAACCCCGACCAUGAUAGUUAUCGGUACUCAAACUAUGACACCCCCAAGUGCACGGACAACUAUUCUCCCUCCCCUCACAAUAGGCGGAGAAACCAUCACCGCCAACUCGCAAGGACACUAUGUUAUAGGAACGCAAACAAUCACUGCUGGAGGAGGCCCAAUCACCAUCGUCGGCCAAACGAUAACCCCCAAUGCACAAGGAGACUAUAUUAUCGGCAGCCAGACCAUAACUGCAGGUAACGGACAACUUGUAAUCCCACCUCCCAUCACCAUUAAUGGUGAAACAAUAACGGCCAACGCCCAAGGAGACUACGUAGUCGGCUCACAAACCAUAACGCCUGGCUCUGGGCCCAUUACAGUCGCCGAACCUCCGCUCGUGAUUGCAGGCCAGAUUAUUACUGCGAAUUCUCAAGGAGAUUAUGUGGUCGGGUCUCAGACGUUGAUUCCUGGCGGGACGGCGAUCACGGUGAGUGGGUCGACGAUCUCUCUUGCCUCGGGAGCGAGCGAUAUCGUGGUUUUUGGGACAGGGGUGACGAGCACGCAGAACUUGGCGAGUGUGAUUUUGAGUAUCAUUGGAGGGGUUCCGACGUCGACUACAAGUGGUGCUCCAGUGCAGUAUACUGGUGCUGCGACUAGAGGGGCUGACAGAGUCAGAUUGGAGUUGGUGGGUGUCGUCGUUGGGCUUGCUGGAGCUUCUCUUUUGUUCUGA
Messenger RNA from Mollisia scopiformis, 1869 nucleotides. RefSeq lists its product as uncharacterized. Bases 1 to 1869 code for a protein of 622 amino acids. Lineage: Eukaryota; Fungi; Ascomycota; Leotiomycetes; Helotiales; Mollisiaceae. The record is from RefSeq and is a predicted model, not a curated record. The transcript is spliced from 4 exons.